UUUCCUUUCCAAGAAAAACAAGCUUUGUCCUGUCAAAAUGGAUAUAAGGUUGUUUGAGUCUGCUCAGACUGGAAACGUCAUGGACUUGCACCAGUUACUGAGAGAAAAUCCUUUAAUCCUGCACACCAUCUCACUUUAUUCUUGCGAAAAUCCCUUACAUGUUGCUUCAGCUGCAGGGCAUGUUGGUUUUGUUCGAGAGAUUUUGGGACAAAGGCCCCAGUAUGCCAAAGAAGUAAAUAAAGAUGGUUUUAGCCCUCUUCAUAUUGCUGCUGCCAACGGACAUAUUGAGGUCGUACGGGAGCUGCUGAGUGUAGACCGGAAACUAUGCUGCCUAGAGGGAAGAGAGAAAAAGACUCCUCUCCAUCUUGCAGCUAUGAUAGGGAGGGUUGACGUAAUCACUGAAAUGCUUUUGAGUUGUGCAGAGUGUAUUGAAGGUGUGACAGUUCAAGGGGAGACUGCUCUACACCUUGCCACUAAGAACAGCCAGUUUGAGGCAGUCAAACUUAUGGUUGAUUGGAUUAUAGAGAUGAAGAAAGAAGGCGUCUUAAAUCUUAAGGAUGAGCAAGGCAAUACAGUUCUGCAUCUAGCAACCUGGAAAAAACAACGGCAGGCAAAUGAAGUUAGUAUAUACAUUAAUGUAACUGUAAGGCGCUGCUGGGAAGAAAGAAUCCGGAUUUCCUCAUCUGUCAAAACUGACCUUUUCUUGGUCAUAGAAUUAGUACUUGGCACUGGAACAACAGUUACUUCAGGCUUGCUGGAAGUAAAUGCAGUAAACCAAAGUGGUCUUACCGCCCUGGAUGUCCUACAGAUUUUUCCUAGUGAAGCCGGUGACAGAGAAAUUGCUGACAUUCUUCAACAUGCUGGAGCCGUGAGAGCUAGAGAUGUUAUGAUCUCUCCAACUUCUUCCUGCGAAUCUCCUAAUCAAACACCGCAGAGAUCACAAAGGCAGACAGAAAACUUGGUGGAGUAUUUCAAGUUUAAGAAGGGCAGAGACCCUCCCAGUGAAGCUCGCAGUGCUUUAUUAGUGAUAGCUGUUUUGGUGGCAACUGCCACGUUCCAGGUUGGACUCAGCCCUCCAGGCGGCACUUGGCAAGAUAAUAGUUCUCCAAACCAGAGCAAUGGUACCAGCAUCCAAAGUGCAUACUCUGCAGGGACCUCCAUCAUGGGAACCAGCAACGGAAUUGCUUUCGCACUAUUUGUGCUUUUCAACUCGAUAGGUUUUUCGAUGUCGCUUUUCAUGAUCAACAUCCUCACAAGCAAAUUCCCAUUGCAAUUUGAGCUUCAAAUUUGUAUGAUUGCAAUGUUUUUCACAUACAACACCGCGAUGGCUAGCACUGCACCUAGUAGCGUAAAGCUCUUCGUCAUCAUAAUUACGACAGUCUUGUCUUCGAUCACACCACUUCUAACCAGGUUGGUGAAACAACUACUAAAGCUGUUAAAAAAUCUUGUAGUAGACAUUAUCCACAAAGUGACUUGAAAAGU
Theobroma umbraticum is the source of this 1482-nucleotide messenger RNA. NCBI's taxonomy places the organism in Eukaryota, Viridiplantae, Streptophyta, Magnoliopsida, Malvales, Malvaceae. The record is from RefSeq and is a predicted model, not a curated record.